UCUCUUUUCCUUUUCAGUCCAGCCUAGUGCCACUCUUCAUUUCCAGUUCCCGCCCCUCGCCCAGUCCCGCCCCCUCACCCUCCCAGAAUUAGGACUUUCUAAUUUCUGUGGCCCUGCCUCUUCUUAAGAUCCGCCCUGCCCCGUCCAAACAAUGUUAGGAUCACAACCCGGCAGUCUCCAUCUGCCCCACUCCAUCAGGUACUGCUUGCCGGCGCUUUAGGCCCGUCUCCAUCCAAUUCGGACGGCCAUCCGCCUUGUGGCCCAACCCCUGCCUCCGCCAGUCUCGGUCAGGCCCCUUUAAAUAGCUUGGACAAGUCCUAUUCCUCUAUCCACCCCGCUCCUUUUUUUAGUUAAAUCAGAUAUCUUUCUCACAUCUAGCCCCGCCUCCUCUGUUCUAGUACGGCCAAACCAGGCAACUUUCGCGUCCCAUCCAGCCCCUUUAACGCCUCGCUCGGCCCCGCCCCUUAUCUCAGAAAGACCCAAUCGGUGUGUCGCAUGUGCGGCCCCGCCCCGCCCAGCUAGGCAGUGUUGGAGUCUGGGUCCUUUUCCCAGUUUCAGCCCCGCCCCCAUCCCUUCCAAGGCCAAUCAAUUCAGUUCCUCCCUCCCUUAGGCCCCGCCCCUUUCCUCCAUCACCUCCUCUCACCCAGUCACAUCUGUCUCUCCCCCGUGGCUCCGCCCCCACAGCGCCCCGCCCCUGCCGCUCCGCCCCCCAUCCAAUGCUGAGCUCAGUCUGCGUCUCGUCCUUCCGCGGGCGCCAGGGGGCUAGCAAACAGCAGCCGGCGCCGCCGCCGCAGCCGUCCGAGUCCCCAUCACCGCUGCCCUCGCCGCCGCCGCCACCGCCGCUGCUGCAGCAGCAGCAACCUGCACGGCCCGGCCCCGCCGCGUCCCCGGCGGGCCCCCCGGCACCCCGCGGGCCCGGGGGCCGGCGCGCCGAGCCAUGCCCCGGGCUGCCGGCGGCGGCCAUGGGGCGGCACGGCGGCGGCGGUGGCGACAGUGGCAAGAUCGUGAUCAACGUGGGCGGCGUGCGCCAUGAGACGUACCGCUCGACGCUGCGCACCCUGCCGGGGACGCGGCUGGCUGGCCUGACGGAGCCCGAGGCGGCGGCGCGUUUCGACUACGACCCGGGCGCCGAUGAGUUCUUCUUUGACCGGCAUCCGGGUGUCUUCGCCUACGUGCUUAACUACUACCGUACGGGCAAGCUGCACUGCCCGGCCGACGUGUGCGGGCCGCUCUUCGAGGAGGAGCUGGGCUUUUGGGGCAUCGACGAGACCGACGUGGAGGCCUGCUGCUGGAUGACCUACCGGCAGCACCGGGACGCCGAGGAAGCGCUCGACUCCUUCGAGGCACCCGACCCUUCGGGCGCCGCCAACGCUGCCAACGCCGCGGGCGCCCACGACGCGGGUCUGGACGACGAGGCGGGCGCGGGCGGCGGCGGCCUGGACGGCGCCGGCGGCGAGCUCAAGCGCCUCUGCUUCCAGGACGCGGGCGGCGGCGCCGGGGGCCCGCCAGGGGGCGCGGGCGGCGCGGGCGGCACGUGGUGGCGCCGCUGGCAGCCCCGGGUGUGGGCGCUCUUCGAAGACCCCUACUCGUCGCGGGCCGCCCGGUAUGUGGCCUUUGCCUCCCUCUUCUUCAUCCUCAUCUCCAUCACCACCUUCUGCCUGGAGACCCAUGAGGGCUUCAUCCACAUCAGUAACAAGACAGUGACACAAGCCUCCCCGAUCCCUGGGGCUCCGCCGGAGAAUGUCACCAAUGUGGAGGUGGAGACGGAGCCCUUCCUGACCUACGUGGAGGGCGUGUGCGUGGUCUGGUUCACCUUUGAGUUUCUCAUGCGCAUCACCUUCUGCCCAGACAAGGUGGAAUUUCUCAAGAGCAGCCUCAACAUCAUUGACUGUGUGGCCAUCCUGCCCUUCUAUCUGGAGGUGGGGCUCUCAGGCCUCAGCUCCAAGGCCGCCAAAGACGUGCUGGGCUUCCUGCGGGUCGUCCGCUUCGUCCGGAUCCUGCGGAUCUUCAAGCUCACACGGCACUUCGUGGGGCUGCGCGUGCUCGGCCACACUCUCCGCGCCAGCACCAACGAGUUCCUGCUGCUCAUCAUUUUCCUGGCCCUGGGUGUGCUCAUUUUCGCCACCAUGAUCUACUACGCCGAGCGCAUUGGCGCUGACCCCAACGACAUCCUGGGCUCCAACCACACCUACUUCAAGAAUAUCCCCAUCGGCUUCUGGUGGGCUGUGGUCACCAUGACAACCCUGGGCUACGGAGACAUGUACCCCAAGACGUGGUCGGGGAUGCUGGUCGGGGCGCUGUGUGCCCUGGCCGGGGUGCUCACCAUCGCCAUGCCGGUGCCCGUCAUUGUGAACAACUUCGGCAUGUACUAUUCGCUGGCCAUGGCCAAACAGAAGCUGCCCAAGAAGAAGAACAAACACAUUCCCCGGCCCCCGCAGCCUGGCUCGCCCAACUAUUGCAAGCCCGACCCGCCCCCACCACCCCCCCUCCCUCCUCACCAUGGCAGCGGCGGAAUCAGCCCCCCACCUCCCAUCACCCCGCCCUCCAUGGGGGUGACUGUGGCCGGGGCUUACCCGCCGGGCCCCCACACGCACCCCGGGCUGCUCAGGGGGGGAGCGGGUGGGCUCGGAAUCAUGGGGCUGCCUCCUCUGCCGGCCCCUGGGGAGCCCUGCCCAUUGGCUCAGGAGGAAGUGGUUGAGAUCAACCGGGCAGAUCCCCGCCCCAAUGGGGACCCUGCAGCUGCUGCGCUUGCCCAUGAGGACUGCCCGGCCAUUGACCAACCCGCCAUGUCCCCGGAAGACAAGAGUCCCAUCACCCCUGGGAGCCGGGGCCGCUACGGCCGGGACCGAGCCUGCUUCCUCCUCACCGACUACGCCCCAUCCCCUGAUGGCUCCAUCCGGAAAGGUUACGAGAAAUCCCGCAGCCUGAGCAGCAUCGCGGGCCUGAGCGGGGUGUCCCUGCGCCUCGCCCCCCUUGCCACUCCCCCCGGCUCCCCCAGGGCCGCCCGCCGCGCUCCCCCAACCCUGCCCUCCAUCCUCUAGCGCUCCCCUCCCCCCCGUGGGGGGACUCGGGGGUGACAGGGAAGAAGGUCAAAGGAGCUGGGGGUGGGGGGUGGGGGAAAGGGUUUUUUUACAAAAACAAAAACAAAAAAAGUCAUUAAUAAUAUGCAACGGAGACGACGACGCCAGCAGACACCCCCGGGCCCCUCACCCAGACCUGGGCCCCCAAGAUGGAGGGGGAGGAGCCAAAACCCAUUCCCCCAACUCUGCCCCUCCUUAAAAAAAAGCCUUCUCAGGUCUCCAGAGCCAUAGGAAACCCCCGCCCCCCCCCCAUCAACUCGUGUAAAUACGUCCAAAUUAUGCCAAUCACAUUUUGGGUCGCCUCCCCCCAACUCUGCAUGCUUCCUCCAACCUGGACCCCCGCCCUCUCCAACUCCACCUCAGCAAUAAGCCGCGGGGGGCUGCAUGCCGCGAGCGAGGGAAGGGACAUUCUGGGAAGCGGGUGGGGACCUUCAAGGGGGUCGGGCUGGCCUUUAAGCCACACCACAGGAGGGUCUCCUAGCCUCCUACCCUUCACCCCAGGGGGGCAACCCAUCACGCACUGAUUUUUUUAAAAAAUUAGCAGCAUUGUGGGGGAAGGAGGAACAGUCACCCAAGCCAAAAACGGGAACUGAGCUCAGAUGGUAGAAGCGGAGGCAUGAAGGAGGGGUGGGGAGGGCCUGCGGACAGCUGCUCCCUCAGCCUUUAGGAGCAUCCCGCUGGUGAAUUUCACUCUUUCUUCCGCCUCUCCUACCCACCCACCGCCCCCAACCCCAGGGAUCUGCUCGCCUCUAUUGCUGCAUGGACUCAGACCUCCCAUCCCGGUAUUCCUGGGAUGUUCUGGCCCUAGCACACUAAAUUCCGCAACACCCCCUCCAGAUUCCCAGGACAUGAGACCUGCCCUCAGAAUUCCUGAGGCCGAUUCUGGCACGCAUCUUCCAAAUCCCAGCACGCUCCUGGGACUUAACCUCUCUGCACACAGAUGCUACCCGCCCCCCCAAGUCCCCCCUCCCCUCAGUCCUAACCCCUGGGCUGCAUCCCAGCACAUCUCAAACCUCCAAGACUUGACCCAGCCCUUGAACUCACGUUCAGCCUUUGGGAUGCUCCAAUUUUUGCCACACUCUGAACACUUCCUGGACACCCUAAACCUGACAUCAGACAUCCAGCUCAGGUUCCCCUGACGCUAGAAUUUUCAAGAUAGGCUCAACCUGUCUGCAAUUCCAGGGAACCAGAUCUUUCCGGGACACCCCCCUUCUUAUGGAGAUAACCCUGUCCCCUCCAAGAUCCCCUUUCUUUAAAUGGUGUCCCAAAGGCACCUUCAUAGACGCCAAUGUUUCCCAGAGGGUCAUAUUUGCACCCCUGGCGAUGUGCUAAGGUUUUAAGCAGUACAAGGACAAACACUUUUUGUCUUUCCUGGCAUUUUGCAUAUAAGCCUGUAAGUCCAGAUACUGCUGCUUGGCCAGGACAUCGUUUAUUUAGGUUAGAGGUGUCUACAUUUAAAAUGUAGAGGCUGUUCCCGAGUGGAGGAACGCUGGAAUAUCAGAAGCUUGGGAAACAGACAUAUCCACCCGGGCUGGGGUUCCAGCUAGCCCCUCCCCCGCGUUCCUCAACCCCCGACGCUCGCGGGUGGAAAAUCAUUUCUUACAUCCCAUCCUGGCUCAAGGAUGCGCUACCUCCCCCAUGCCCAGAGACCACACCGGUCCCAGAGUCCUUAGGGGACUCCUCUUUUUGGAGUUGGGGGCCCACGGAAUUAGCAACCUCCCUCCCUCUGCUCCCACCGGCCUCAGGAACACCCCCCACCCGAGGGUUGGGGGGACGUCACUGAGCACGAUUCUCGAUGCAACGAUUCCUAUGCAAGGGGCAUUUUGAGUCCCCCCAUUCUGCCCUCGGACCCUGAACCCUGGCGAACCAGGGGCGAGGGGUGGGGCGGGUUCUGGUGGGAGCGGGGUGGGGCGGGGUAAAGGGCUAGAGGCUUCAGACACCAGGGUAUGGGGUUGAAGACUGAUUAUAUUGCCAAAGGGUUUAACUUCUUAAAACCCCAGAUACCCCUGACCCUCACGGAAGCCGAAAGGUGCGGGGAAAGGGGGUGAGGAUUUUUCUAAAGGGUACGGACUUCUUCCCAACGUCUACCCUCUCCCCCCUCCGGCUCGCCAAUCUGCCACACGUACCCAGCUUUUUAGUUCAGCUUUUGAAAAUAACCACAAUCAUUACAAACCUCUACAAACGUUAUUCUCGUUCCCUGUCCCCCAAGUCAACAGUGUGGGAGUCGGGGAGGGAGAGAGAGAGCUAAAGGGACAAUUUCCAAGUCCCGCGCCCCUUUUCCCUCCGGCCGCCAGGGUGCCUGCAACUACACGCAUGCGCUGCAUGAUGCGCUCCCCACACGCAUGUCGCGCCCCUCCUGCGCUCCGGGAACGCACCGACACGGGGCAGGGGGCAGGGUGAUUGGGGAGGAAUGAACGUCCGGGGUCUUUCUGAACACAGCGGCUCCUCCCCAACACGCACACAGCAAUAAGUUUCUCACUCAAAAGUGGGCGGGGCGGGCCUGGCCUGUCGUUGGGGUGGGGGGGGAGUGGCAAGGGGGCGCUCUCAGGGAUGGGGGAGGGUGUCCGGAGUCAGUCUGGGGAGGGGAGGUCUGCAAAUCGUCCAACUCUGGUGCUAAUGGCGGGUCUUCUCAACCCACCCCCAGGGCAGGGAGGGAGGGGUCGGCGUGGCCCCUCCCCCAAGCCUCCCCCACGCCCACCCUGGGUGCAUGAACCGCCCUUGCAGAAGCUGCCGCAUGUCACCCCCCCUCCCAAAGAAAAAGUGUCAUGCCCCACCCUUCCCACCCACCCUGUCACUCCCCACCAAAAUAAAAGUUUCCUUUUCAUUUAAAAGUUU
Molecule: messenger RNA, 5915 nt
Organism: Bubalus bubalis (water buffalo)
Lineage: Eukaryota; Metazoa; Chordata; Mammalia; Artiodactyla; Bovidae
Gene: KCNC3
Product: potassium voltage-gated channel subfamily C member 3
Exons: 4
Coding region: 717-3041 (774 amino acids)
Biological process (GO): potassium ion transmembrane transport; protein homooligomerization
Cellular component (GO): voltage-gated potassium channel complex; neuronal cell body membrane; dendrite membrane
Molecular function (GO): delayed rectifier potassium channel activity; protein binding
Source: RefSeq, a predicted model, not a curated record